This is a messenger RNA of Aedes albopictus (Asian tiger mosquito), 1816 nucleotides long. Its product is annotated as O-phosphoseryl-tRNA(Sec) selenium transferase. Lineage: Eukaryota; Metazoa; Arthropoda; Insecta; Diptera; Culicidae. Gene Ontology annotation, biological process: conversion of seryl-tRNAsec to selenocys-tRNAsec; selenocysteine incorporation. The transcript is spliced from 4 exons. Gene Ontology annotation, molecular function: O-phosphoseryl-tRNA(Sec) selenium transferase activity; tRNA binding. The record is from RefSeq and is a predicted model, not a curated record. The coding region runs from base 218 to 1669 and encodes 483 amino acids.
AACAUUUUCAAUUCGAGUUCAGUGAAUAAUUGUUCGUGCUUUUACUUGUUGUGUUGAGUGUUUUAUAAUUAAAUAAUUGUUGAACCGGUUGUGUGUGGUUUUUGUAGAGGAGAAAACAGUGGUGAAGCUUCCUGUUUUGAGGCGCUAAUCGGAUGCGCCGUGGCACUGUUGGGCCUUUGUCAGAAUCGUCGCACUAACAUGGAGAGGCCGUCUCCUGAUGAUGACAGCAGCAGUCCGGAGUUUCCUCAGACGAAAAAUGUGUUUCUGCAUGAACGAUUCCACACUGAAAGCGAUCGCACCGGAUUUGGUACCGGCAAAUUAUCUCUCCAUGGCGAACGACGCUCGCACCCAUCGGGAUACACAGAUCAAAGUCCUGCUGGAAAAGAAGAAACUUCCGGAACACGGCUGGGACAAUGCCACGAUUGAAUAUUUCGUCAACGAGAUGGCAUUGAUGGAUAGCAACAAUUUCCUGAAUCGCUGCGGUGUCGGCGAACGCGAAGCCCGAGUCGUUUGCGAUCUAGUUCGACGACGUCACUACAACUUUGCCCACGGAAUUGGCCGAUCCGGCAACUUAACUGACGCCCAACCCAAAGCUGCCGGUUCCACUAUUCUGAACAACCUGACGAACGCCUUACUACUGGAUUGGGUUCGCGAGGCGGGGGUCACAAGCUGCCGGAAGGCUCUGUUGGUCCCGAUGGCCACUGGAAUGGCCGUGAUGAUGACCCUGCUGGCAUUGAAAGCCGAACGACCACAAGCCAGGUACGUUCUUUGGUCCAGGAUAGAUCAGCAGUCUUGCUUCAAGAGUGUUUGUUCGGCCGGAUUGAUUCCGGUCGUGAUCGAUACCGUUUCGGCGGAAGAAAGAGGAGAUGCUGUUCUAGGGACGGACUUGCGGGCUUUCCGGGAUGAGAUAUCGGAACUUGGACCGGAAAAUGUUUGCUGCGUUUUGUCGACUACGAGCUGUUUUGCUCCUCGGACAUGUGAUAGCAUUGUUGAAUUAUCAGCACUGUGUAGUAGGUGGGAAAUUCCUCACGUGGUCAAUAACGCAUAUGGCUUACAGAGCACUUACCUUGCACAUCAGCUUGAACAAGCCAACAAGUCCGGGAGGAUUGACGCAUUCAUUCAAAGUACAGACAAAAACUUAUUGGUGCCGGUUGGAGGUGCCAUAAUUGCAGCAUUCAAAUCAGAAGUUGUAGAACAAGUCUCCAAAUUCUACCCCGGAAGAGCCUCCAGCUCACAAUCCUUAGAUGUCCUUAUGACUCUACUCUCCCUGGGAAAGGCCGGCUAUAAAGAUCUGGUCGUAAAACGGAAAGAGCAUCAUCAGUACCUUUUGAGCCGAAUGAUCCAAGUGGCCAAGAAAUUCGGUGAAACGGUCAUUUCCGGAAGGAACCCCAUCUCGAUUGCCUUCACUCUGAAAACAUUCGCCGGUCCGAAUGUACAAAUGAUCGGAUCGAUGCUACAUCGUAGGGGAGUGUCCGGCUGUCGCGUGGUCAGUGGGACGGAGGAGAAAACUAUUGCCGAUAUCCGGUUCAAAGCGUGGGGUUCGCACCGCAAUGACGCUACAGUUCCCUACUUAACUGCAAGUGCUGCUCUCGGAAUAAGCCGGGAGGAAGUUGAUGGAUUUAUCGUUAAGUUAGAGCAAGUGCUUAAUGAGCGAAAGACUCAAAUGUGAUUGUGAUAUAAUUACCAAAGCAAAUGGUAUGUCAUACUCUCUCAUGAAGCUUCACCUGAUUACAUGGUAGGGUAGCUGAUCUACUGUUUUAAACUGUAUUGUUUUAAGUCCUUGAAUUUGUACCUAAUAAAUACCUGAAUUAUUCCA